AUGCUGGAAAGUAACUACCAAUGGAACUGGACAGAUCAAUGCGAAGAAGCCUUUUGCAAAGUUAAAGCAAUGGUUGUUUCAGAUCUGGUGCUUACACAUUAUGAUCCUAACCUUCCCUUACAACUGGCUUGUGAUGCUUCACCUGUAGGAAUUGGAGCGGUACUGUCCCAUGUCAUGACAGACGGAACAGAGCGACCGAUAGCGUUUGCAUCGAGAUCCCUGUCGAAGGCGGAGCGCAACUACGCACAGAUAGAUAAAGAAGCGCUUGCUACAGUGUGGGGAGUCAAGAAAUUCCACAAUUGCCUUUUCGGUAGGAACUUUACCUUACUGACUGAUCAUGAGCCUCUCACUUCAAUCUUUCAUCCCAGCAAAAGCCUUCCUGUUGUUGACAGUUCACUGUGGUGUCCUAAUGCUUGGACACAGAGCAGUCAUUCCUGCAAAGUUGCGUAAUCAAGUGUUAACCGAGCUUCACGAAGGUCACCUCGGUAUUGUUAAAAUGAAGUCUCUGGCGCCAAGUUACAUCUAGUGGCCCAAAAUUGAUAAGGACAUUCAGCACCUAGCGAAGAGCUGCCCUGGUUGUCAACUUCAACAGAAUGAAGCCGGCAAAGUACCACUACACCCCUGGGAAUGGCCAACCACACCUUGGCAGAGAAUCCAUUUAGAUUUUGCUGGGCCGUUCCUAGGACGAAUGUUCCUUAUCAUUGUAGAUGCACACUCGAAGUGGCCUGAAGUGGAAAUAAUGCCAUCCACCACAUCGACGCAAACCAUUGACCGACUUCGAACCAUUUUUCCCCGAUAUGGAGUGCCAGCACAGGUGGUGACCGACAAUGGGCCACAAUUUACAUCCGCAGAGUUCCAACUAUUUUUAAAGACUAAUGGUAUCAAGCUUAUUACCACGGCCCCAUUCCACCCUGCAACCAACGGUCAAGCGAAACGUUUUGUUCAGAGUUUCAAACAUGCUAUGAAAUGCGAGAAACAAAGUGCAUCCCAGCUGAAAACCAAUAUGGCAAAGUUCCUUUUGGCUUACCGGAAUAGCCCGCAUUCGACUGGAGAAUCACCGUCCGUGUUGUUUUUGGGCAGACCGCUAUGGACUCGCCUCGAUUUGGUGAAACCUGAUUUACAAAGGAAUUCGAAAGUGAUGAACAGGCAAAUCGAUCAAGCGGGAAGGAAAGGACAUUCCCCCACACGCCAGUUAUCCAUUGGUCAGACAGUCAUGGCACGUAACUACAGUGGAAAAGACAAGUGGCUACCAGGCAUAGUUCGAGCUCAAACGGGACCCCUUUCGUACGAGAUAAAAGUUUGUCCAAAUCGAAUUUGGCGACGUCACAUCGACCAGCUUCGAGCCUCGAGUGUGAAAGUAAAUGACCAGAGUCAGGGGCGGCGCUACAGGAGGGUGUGUGUGUGUGUGGGGGGGGUGGAACACCCCCCACUCGUCACCUAAUCGGCAAAUUGUUAUCUCAGUCGGCAAAACUGGAUUGGCUAAUGUUAACCACUGAAGAAACCAAAAUUGACCUCCUGAAUAAUUGAAUUCAAACCGAAUAUCACGAAUAGCAUGCAUCAAAGAAACCAGACAUGCAGCAAUGCAAUUUUUUUCGAAUACAGUAUCUUCACUUCUGGCAGCUAGUCCAAAAACAUAAUAUUAUUGAAAUCAUAAUUAGGUAAUUAAAUUUGUUUGGUGGUUGUUGUUGUUGUUGUUGUUGUUGUUGUUGUUGUUGUUGUCGUUGUCGUUGUUGUUGUUGUUGUUGUUGUUGCUUAUUAUACUGUUCUAUAAAAGAGGCAAUAAAGUCGGUUUUCCACUAGCGAAUUUUCUCGCACGAAGCGACCUUUUUCCUUUGUCGGUAUCACUUAUUACGUCAGCAAGACGUGGCAAAAUCAAUCCUCGAAAACGAGGUCAGCAUUCGGCAAUGCCGGGUUAAAUGCAAAUUUUUGCCCACCUUAAUUCAACCAAAGUAAGAAUUUUUAUGUUGAUAGCUUUUAAAAUGUCAGCGAAUUCGAUUAACUGAACACACUACGGUGUAAGGUUUAAAAACUGACGGGUAUUGUGUAUAUACGUUAGAUGUUUGAAGAUCAAAUUUCGCGCGUCUGGAGUUAAAAUUUGGCUCCAACUUUCGAAUUUUCCGGCUGGAGAUAACGUUCCAGUUAUAUUCCGAUUUCAAUGAUUCGUAAAUGCGUGAUUAAUAUUGCUCCAAGACGUGGAGCAGAUCUUAAGAAAUGCCGAGAUGUGCCGACCUAGGUCAGAUUUAGGUCGGCCCUCUUUUGCCGACCUCAGUUUUGACGGUUUUGACUUUUCGAGGGCUGCAAAAUGGAUGCCGACAAAGGAAAAAGCUAGGUCGCUUCGCGCAGAAAAAUUCGCUAGUGGAAAACCGACUUAAUAGAGGGUAAUAAAGCGCAUUUAAACAUAGAUGGCCCUGAAGGGGUAAAAUAGGAACUGGGAUUGAUCUAUUUUUAGACUGGGAAAAUGGGAUUUGGGUUGCUGGGACUGGGAUUUGGCCACUGGGAAUGGGAAAUGAAGUCCUCAAAAAUGGGAAUAGGAUUGAAGUAAUGUGAGUCGAUUCCCAAUUUUAAUCCGUUUUUGGUGUCUUUAGUCAUUUUUGUAGUUAACUAUAUUAUUCACAGCAUUACCUGCGAACAGGAAUACUCUGGCGCCCGGAAUUUUGGGUUUUCUGAUUAUGCGUGUCUCAGAAUGAUGCAAAUGCCAUUUCCGGGAUUCAAAUUAAAAAAGGGGAGCUCCCCCCCCCAAUAUUUCAUAAAGUGUCCGCCACUUGCACAUACGGUGGCUUCAAAGGUAUUAAACCUGUUUAUUCUACCGAUAAAUAAAGGGUUUUUUAUUGACUGGGAUUUCAAUAACUCCGACUGGGAUUUCUAAUAAAAAUCCAACUGGAACUGGGAUUUUGCCAAAAUUUUAGGUGGAAAAUGGGAUAGGGACCCCCCCCCCCCUUCAGGACCCUCACUAUAGGCUAAUGACUCGGCAAAAUUACCAAACAACAGUCGGCAAAAGAUCACUCACACCCCCCCACUCGAAGAGGGUUAGCGCCGCCCCUGACCAGAGUGAUGAUACGGCUGAACCUCAUCCAGAGCUCGGAGAGACUGGCCAGAAUAUUGCACCAGCAGAAGAAAUUGUCGCAGAGCCGGAUAUCGAACUAGCCACGAAUCCACCAGUAGUGCAACAAGAAGAAGCCGGUAGGGCUACAACAGGAUCUGGACAACGUUACCCAACUAGAUCACACCAACCACCCGAGAGGUUGGGUCUUAACUGUUUGAUCCGAAAACUGUUUAAGAAAACUACAUAG
Paramuricea clavata is the source of this 3290-nucleotide messenger RNA. Lineage: Eukaryota; Metazoa; Cnidaria; Anthozoa; Malacalcyonacea; Plexauridae. The record is from the annotation of a GenBank genome assembly.